GUGUAUAGUUUUAAUCGUAAACUAAUACACCCAAUUAAAUAUUAUUGAAUAUGAAAUUUCUAUUGUUUUCAAUUUUGUUAACUGUGUUGUACAUUGAGGUGGGCGCCUCCCGGCCUCGUGUAGUGUGCUAUUGGGCCAAUUGGGGUGGUAUGCAACCUGAGGAAAUAGAUCCGACACUAUGCACUCAUAUUCACUAUGCAUUUCAUGUGAUGGACGACGUCCACAAUGUUAUCAUUGAUGCCAAGGGUUGGCCUCAGGAGGAUAUCUAUCGGCGUUUAGAAGCAUUGAAACAAAAGAAUAAAGACAUAAAAAUCAUUGCAUCGGUUGGCGGUUGGGGUCAUCCAGACAUCAAAUUUUCACGAGUGGUCAACAAUGUUGAACUUCGCAAGGGUUUCAUUAAAAAUACGAUCGCAUACUUACAAAAAUAUAAGUUUGACGGCUUUGACUUAGACUGGGAAUACCCUGUUUGCUGGACAGGUAAUUGCUCAGCAGGUCCUCCAUCUGAUCGACCAAAUUUUGGUAUUUUUAUAAAGGAAAUCAAAGAGGCUUUCGAUAAAUUGACUCCUCGUCUGUCAUUGUCUGCGGCAGUGGUCGCCGGCGCUGAUAUUGCCGACAAAUCUUAUGAUUAUAAAGCUCUUGGAGAAGCACUUGAUUAUGUCAAUGUAAUGACCUACGACUUGGCCCCGUUAAGCGAUGGUAAAACUGCACACCACUCCAAAUAUAAUGUCUGUGUCGCUGAUGUUGAGGAUUAUGUCAAUAAAGGAGUUCCAAAGGAUAAGGUACUUAUGGGACAACCAUUUUAUGGACACUCGUUUCAACUGAAAGACAUAAGUCGUCACGAAGCGGGUGCGCCCAUCAUAGGUGAAGGUAAAGAGGACGGUGUUUAUCGACACGUUUGUCAAUUAGUAAAAAAUCAGGGAUGGAUUAAAGAACAGUCAGAUAAAGGUCACGACCCGUUUGCUUACAAAGGAGACGAGUGGAUCGGUUAUGAUGAUCCAUACGCUGCAUACGAAAAAGCCAAAUGGGUUCGGGAUAAUGGUUACGGAGGUAUUAUUAUUUGGGAGAUCAGUCACGACGACUACAAAAAGGAGUGUUGCAGUCAAGUAAACCCAUUGCUUCACGCACUCAACUAUGGCCUCUACGGCACCGGCCAAUCACCCGACACAUAUGGAUCAAAUGCAAUUGUUUUAUUUUGUAUUAGCAUUCAAUUGAGUGCCACAAAACAAAAAGUGGUCUGUUAUUGGCCCAACUGGAGGGGCGAUUCACAUAAACCCGAAAACAUAGACCCGACUCUAUGCACUCAUUUGCAUCACGCAUUUCAUGUAUUGGAUGAAAAUCAUAAUGUGAUUCGCGAUAGUGACGGUCCUCAACCAGAUAUCUAUCGACGACUACAUGAACUGAAAAAACGAAAUCCAGAGCUCAAAGUGAUUAUAUCGUUAGGAGGUGGCGGACAACCAGACGCCCCCUAUUCACGACUCAUAAGUGAUGAGGGAAGACGUCAACAGUUUAUUAACAAUACUAUCGCUUACUUACAUAAGUAUCAGUUUGACGGUCUCGAUGUCGACUGGGAAUAUCCGGUUUGUUGGAGCGGUGACUGUAGUAAAGGUCCCAAAUCUGAUAAACCAAACUUUGGUAUAUUUCUUAAGGAAUUGAGAGCAGCCUUUGACAAACAGAGUCCCCGACUUUCACUUUCAGCUGCAGUAGUAGCGGGUGUACCGGGUGGCACAGUUGACCAUGCUUAUGAUUUUGCUUCUAUGGCCAGUGCAUUAGAUUAUAUAAGUGUUAUGACUUACGAUGAGGCGGGUGUUUGGGAGCACAUGACUGGUCAUCAUUCAAAGUUUACGUUUUGCAUUAGUGCCUCUCAAUACUAUGUUAAUAAAGGCAUACCUAAAGAAAAGGUAUUGAUGGGUAUUCCCUUUUAUGGACAUACAUUCAAAUUGGCCGACAAAAACAAGCAUUAUAUCGGAGCACCGAUUACUGGUGAGGGACGUACACCGCAUGGAGAGGGAGACAAUGCAUGGUAUAGUGAGAUGUGUGAAUUGGUCAAAAAAGAGCACUGGACUAAAGAGACUCCUGAUGAUGGACACGACCCAAUUGCAUAUCACGAUUAUCUAUGGGUUGGUUACGAUGAUCCAUACGCUGCCUUAGACAAAAGUAAAUGGGUUAAAGAUAAUGGUUUCGGUGGUGUUAUCAUAUGGGAAAUUACUCAGGAUGAUUACCAUCCUAAUUGUUGCUCAGUUGCAUAUCCUAUGUUGCGUGCAAUCAAUUAUGGAUUAUAUGGCACAGGACAGGCACCUCAAACAUAUGGGUGCGAACAUAAAUGAACUAUAAUUAUCCGAUUAUUAUUAAAUCAUAAAUAUAACUGUAAUAACUUUAUACUGGUAUUAAUUUUAUG
Messenger RNA from Oppia nitens, 2395 nucleotides. RefSeq names its product probable chitinase 10. NCBI's taxonomy places the organism in Eukaryota, Metazoa, Arthropoda, Arachnida, Sarcoptiformes, Oppiidae. The transcript is spliced from 9 exons. Gene Ontology annotation, biological process: carbohydrate metabolic process; chitin catabolic process. The record is from RefSeq and is a predicted model, not a curated record. The coding region runs from base 51 to 2324 and encodes 757 amino acids. Gene Ontology annotation, molecular function: chitin binding; chitinase activity. Gene Ontology annotation, cellular component: extracellular region.